GUGUGUGUGUGUGUGUGAGAAUGUUAUUUACAUAACAUCCUGUGUAUUCCGUAACAGUUGUGUUUGUGUACUACUAGUGUGUGUGUGGUUGAGUGUCUGAGUGUUUGUGGGAUUUGAAUGAGUGAGUGUGUGAUGUUGAGGGCCUUUUUCCUCUUCUGGUCUCCACUUUGAAAGAGGACUUAAAGUAGUGAUGAUGUCUGGUGAAAUCAUCUACUCCGAUGUUACAUUCACUCGGCAUCAGAACCAAGAUACUAGAGCAGAAAGUGAAGUUUCUAAUGCCGAACGUGAAGAAGAUGUCACAUACUCUGAGGUUAGAAGACCGGGAGGUAGAGCUAGUGAGCAGGAGGAUCCUGGGGAAGGAAGGGACCCUGGCAAUAGUGACCCCACUCCCCCAGUGGGGUCAAAGGCUACAAUCCCUGAGGGAGGGUCUGGGAGCGUUCCUGUGGCGACCCUGGUGUGUCUCUGUGUUCUACUGUUGGGCCUGGCUAUCACUCUGGGAGUCCUCUAUGGUUCCAAUAUGACUAGUCUUCAAGCUGAGGAGGCUCGCUUUGCCCAGAUGAAAGAGAAUCUAACAGGGAAACUGCAUGAACUGCAAGACAACUAUAAGAGACUGCAGAAUGAGACCCACAACAUAACAGUCCAGAGAGAGCUGUUAUCCUCAGAGCUACAAGAAUGUAAUGCCAACCUUACUAGGGUCAAAGAUCUCCUGGCAACCAUCCAAGGGAAUCAGAAGAGAUGUAAUACCAGUCAGCUGUGUUCUCCUGGCUGGGAGUUCUACAAUGGAUCAUGUUACUACUUCUCUAAAAACAAACUGACCUGGGAACAGAGUCAGUACGCCUGCAUCCACGAUGGAGGACAUCUGGUCAUCAUAGAGAGUCAGCAGGAGCAGGAGUUUCUAAAACAGAGAGUGGUAACACUUGGAAUUGAUCCUUAUGAACACAGCCCCUGGAUUGGACUGACAGAUGAGAAGCAAGAGAAUGUGUGGGUGUGGAUGGACAAUACAACUCUUAAUGAGAACCUCAAAUACUGGGACUAUGGCGAACCAAAUAACCACGGGCCUAUUGGUGAAGUAGAAAACUGUGUCCGAAUUGGUCAAACAUGUCACAAUAAACUAAAUUGUUGGUUUGACUUUCCAUGUGCCGAUCCAUCUAAGAGAAUCUGUGAGAGUCGGGCAGUCUGUGAAAGUCGGGCAGCCACUCCAUAGUGAAGCCAAAUGUAGUGUAUUGAAUGAGUAACCAGCACAUGGCACCAUAUUGUUGGGUAGGACAGCAUAAAAGGCCAGUUUCCUAGACACAGAUCAAACCUACACUCUUAGAAAAAAGGGUUCCAAAAGGGUUUUUCAGCUGUCCCCAUAGGAGAACCAUUUUUGACUCCAGGUAGAACACUUUUGUGUUCUGUGUAGAUGAAGAACUCUCUGUUGAAAGGGUUCUACAUGGAACCCAAAAGGAUUCUACCUGGAACCAAAAACACUACUUCAAAGGGUUUUCCUAUGGGGAUAGACAAAAAAAUAUUUUAGGUUCUAGAUAGCCCCUUUUUUUUCUAAGAGUGUAUUGCUGGACUAAACAUGUUCAAUGUCAUUUUGAUUAAUGCAGAGUACUACCUUUAUUUGAGCUUUUGUCCACACAACAAAUAUUUCUGCUUUUAGCUAUAAUUGACUGUCAUACCUGUGUGGUUCCUCCACAUAGCCAGCUGGAUCUGACAGAUCCUACUGAAAUGGAUUUAACUUUUCUAUUUAUAUUGGUAAAUAUGUUUUCUCAUGUAACAUUUGACAUUUUAGUUCAUUAACAGACGCUCUUGUCCACAGUGACCUACAAUUAGUGCAUUUUAGUGAAUAAUUAGAUAUACAGAUCAAUACAGUAGUAUUAGAGAACAUAUUUAACCUGUAUGGUUUAGUCUGUAUGGUUUAACCUGUAUGGGUUUAGCUUGCAUAGUUUUUUAGCCUGUAUGGCUUAGCCUGCAUGGUUUAGCCUGUAUGGCUUAGCCUGUAUGGUUUAGACUGUAUGGCUUAGCCUGUAUGGUUUAGACUGUCAUCUCAACCUUCUAUUCAGGAAAAUGUAACCUUUAGCCUUUGAACUUAUUUUUAGUUUUUUUUAAGUUCUCUUCUUCACAAUUUCCCAUGUGUAAAAAAUAAAUAAAGUAGUAUAAGAAAAUAACAAUAACAAGGCUUUAUACAGAGGGUACCGGUACCAAGUUGUGCAGGUUAGUCGAGGUAAUUUCAGGCUGUAUCACAACCGACCGUGAUAGGGCGGCGCACAAUUGGCCCAGCGUCGUCUGGGUUUGGCCGGUGUAGGCCGUCAUUGUAAAUAAGAAUUUGUUCUUAACUGACUUAGUUAAAUAAAGGUUAAAUAAAAUAUCUAAACAAAAUUGGUAAUAUGUAUAUUUAGGUAGGGGUAAAGCGACUAUGCAUAGAUAAUAAACAGUGAGUAGCAGCUCUGUAAAAUAUAUAUGUAUAAACAAAAUUAUACAUGGUUCAAUGUGCCAAUAAAUCAGCACAAUCUACUUUUUCAAAUUGCCAGCGUCUUGAAGCAAAAAUUGGGUUCAUGUAUUCUGUGCUAAUGAACAUACAAACAAAUUGAGUUCCAUUGGAUGGCACUCUUGUACCGCUGGUUGCUGGGGGGGACUGUGAUUCAGUCUUCUAUUUUGAUGAAGUGCUCACUUUGUCCACUGGGUGGUGGACUUCCACUGCCGCUCCUGGUCUCCCUGCACUAACGUAGAUAGAUGUCACCUCAGAUCCAAGGGUUUCUGUGGUUUUGGUCUAUCUGGUAUAGCGUUCACUGGGUUGUCAACUUCUGGAACAACUACCUGUUAGGAGAUGAGAAAUCAUAACAACAUUUAAAUGAUAAUUCUUAAAAAAUGUGUUUAAACCAAAUAAAUGAUUGACAGAGA
Salmo salar (Atlantic salmon) is the source of this 2886-nucleotide messenger RNA. RefSeq lists its product as uncharacterized. NCBI's taxonomy places the organism in Eukaryota, Metazoa, Chordata, Actinopteri, Salmoniformes, Salmonidae. The record is from RefSeq and is a predicted model, not a curated record.